Messenger RNA from Aspergillus campestris IBT 28561, 1968 nucleotides. RefSeq names its product DNA-directed DNA polymerase alpha subunit POL12. Gene Ontology annotation, molecular function: DNA binding. The coding region runs from base 1 to 1968 and encodes 655 amino acids. The record is from RefSeq and is a predicted model, not a curated record. The transcript is spliced from 3 exons. Gene Ontology annotation, cellular component: alpha DNA polymerase:primase complex. Gene Ontology annotation, biological process: DNA replication; DNA replication initiation. NCBI's taxonomy places the organism in Eukaryota, Fungi, Ascomycota, Eurotiomycetes, Eurotiales, Aspergillaceae.
AUGGGUGACACGGCGGAGAUCAAUGAGCUCUUCGCUCCUGCGGCCCCCGAUGGCCUCCCGAAAGAUAUUCUCACCGAGCUACAGUCCAUCCUCCGCGUCCACUCGAUCGCCCCACAGGAACUAUUCUACAAAUGGGAGUCCUACUGUUUGAAGAUGGGGGAGGAGACGAAGAUGGAUCUCGAGACGGUGCGCCUCUUCAAGCGAGAUGUUCAGGACGGUCUCGAGCGCGAGACUCGCGGCCGCGGAGGGCGACAGACGGCCGAGAAGAAGCUCCCGCAGACAGCGACCCCGCGAGCCGCUACCACGUCCGAUGUGUUCGGCAUGCUCGACGGUCUGACCCCCGGAGCAGCGCAUGGUCGGACACCUAACAGCGCCAAUGUUGCCAAACGGAAGGCGGACUUUUCGUCCCCCACGGCACCGAAAUUGGGCAGGAUGAAUGGUCUGGAGUCGCCUGGUGCGAAAACCCCGAGUAAACUGGCCAACGGUAGUAGUAUUAGCUCGGCGGACACCCAGUCGAUUCCCUUCGCGGACCGCCCUAACCCCGGCCAAACCGUCGAGACCCUCAACUCCCACCUGCCACCCCCCGAACCCCCGCUGGCGCCAUACUCGGAAUCACGAAUCAAACCCACCGCCAACACGGACCUGAAGAAGUUUGCGUACAAGCCCAUGGCCAUGCGCCUCGCCGAGGUGUCCGAGAUCCUCGACGACCGGAUCGACGAGUUCACGGCGCUGUUCGAGAAGCACUACGCCUCCGAGGACAUCACGAUCGGCAGCGCAGGCACGCAGAGCACCAGUGAGAUCGUCGCGAUCGGGCGCGUCGCCUCCGACACCAUGGAGGGCAAACUCAACCCGGCGUCGCUGGUGCUGGAAACGUCGCGACGCACGGGGGCGGGCCUCCGCGUGCCGCUCAACGUGGACUCUAUCCCGUCAGCCAACUUCUUCCCGGGCCAGAUCGUCGCCCUCCGUGGCAUCAACGCGUCCGGGAACUACUUCUCCGUCAAGGAGGUCCUCCCCACGCCGUUACUGCCGCCCGCCGCCUCCUCGACGGUGACCAUCGACAACGUCAACGAGCGACUCGAAGCAACCGGCGGAUCGUCCCCGCUGAACGUGCUCGUCGCGACAGGGCCCUACACGGCAGACGACAACCUCGCCUUCGAACCGUUAAACGAGCUGUGCAAGAACGCCGCGGACAGCGGGGCGGACGCACUCGUGCUGCUGGGCCCGUUCCUGGACAUCGAGCACCCACACGUCGCCGCAGGGGACUUUGACUUUCUCGAUGGCACGCCGGGCUUCGACCCAGACACGGCCACCCUCGCAACGGUAUUCCGCCACUGCGUGACCGCGCCGCUCCAACGACUCGCCGCGGCGGUCCCCAACGUGACAAUCAUGAUGGUCCCCUCCGUGCGCGACGCUGUCAGCCGACACGUAUCAUGGCCACAAGAGCAGCUCGGCAAGAAAGAGCUAGGCCUGCCCAAACAAGUCCGCAUGGUGUCCAACCCGGUAACACUAUCCCUCAACGAAACGGUCGUCGGAAUAAGCGCGCACGACGUGCUCUCCGACCUGCGCCGCGAGGAGGUGCUACACGGCCGCCCCGCCGAGGGCAACCUGCUGUCGCGGCUAUCCAAGUACCUGAUCGAGCAGCGACACUUCCAGCCGGUCUUCCCGCCGACGUCGCAGCCCAGCCUGUCGGGGACGGGCGCCAUGCUCGACGCCAGCUACAUGAAGCUGGGCGAGUGGUGGAAUGUGCGGCCGGACGUGCUGAUCGUGCCGAGCGCGCUGCCGCCGUUCGUCAAGGUCGUGGAUAGCGUGCUGGUCAUCAACCCGGGGACGCUGUCCAAGCGCCGCGCGCCGGGGACGUACGCGCAGCUGGCGAUCCAUCCGCGCGAGCUGGCGGAGGACGAGCGCGAACAGAAGCAUGUCAGUCACAAAUUGUGGGAGCGGGGGCGGGUUGAUAUCAAACGGAUAUAA